Molecule: messenger RNA, 4586 nt
Organism: Plectropomus leopardus (leopard coralgrouper)
Lineage: Eukaryota; Metazoa; Chordata; Actinopteri; Perciformes; Serranidae
Gene: mtmr7a
Product: myotubularin related protein 7a
Biological process (GO): phosphatidylinositol dephosphorylation
Cellular component (GO): cytoplasm
Molecular function (GO): phosphatidylinositol-3,5-bisphosphate phosphatase activity; phosphatidylinositol-3-phosphate phosphatase activity
Source: RefSeq, a predicted model, not a curated record
AUGGCAGCGUUUACCUGCGCGCUACUGACGAACUAACCCAAACAUUAAAGCUAACCUUCUGUAACACUACUGAACACAUGCUGUGCUGUUGGUAGUUGUGCUGUGACAGGUUCAGUGAUCGCAGGAGGCUGCGGCUCAUCUCUCAGCUGCUGAUGGAGCACAUCCUACUGCCAAAGGUGGAGAAUGUCAAGCUGCUCGACAGGGUCUCUCCCAGAAGAAGCAGAGUGGGCACCCUCUACCUGACAGCCACGCACACCAUCUUUGUGGAGAACGAAGCUGGAGUGCGCAAUGAAACAUGGGUGCUUCACAGUUUGGUGUGCAGUGUGGAGAAACAAGCUGCCUCCCCCUCAGGAUGUUCUCUGGUCAUCCACUGCAAGAACUUCCAGGUUCUUUAUUUUGUCAUACCUCGAGAGCGGGAGUGCAGUGAUGUCCACCUGUCCCUACAGCGGCUCUCCCAGCCAGAGCAUUACGAGGAGCUAUACUGCUUCUCCUAUAAGCCAAACAUUGAUGAGGAGGACAGACGGCAGGAAUGGGACUUCUUGGACCUUAAGGCUGAUUACAGCAGAAUGGGACUGCCAAACUCCCUGUGGAAACUCUCCCCUGUCAACCAACACUACAAGGUGAGUGACACUUACCCCGCUGACCUCUUUGUGCCUGAGUCCGCCACACCUCCGGUCAUAGUGGGGAGCUCCAAGUUCAGAAGCAGAGGCAGAUUUCCUACUCUGUCGUACUACUCUAAAGAAAAUCAUGCUGCCAUCUGCCGCAGCAGCCAGCCCCUGUCAGGUUUCAGCGCUCGCUGCCUGGAGGAUGAGCAGAUGCUGGAGGCCAUCUUGAGGUCCAACCCCCGCAGCGACUUCAUGUAUGUGGUGGACACCAGGCCUAAGCUGAAUGCAAUUGCAAACCGAGCUGCAGGAAAGGGCUACGAAAACGAAGACAACUACUCCAACAUCAAAUUCCAGUUCAUCGGCAUCGAGAACAUCCACGUCAUGAGAAACAGCCAACAGAAAAUGCUAGAGGUGUGUGAGCUUCGUUCCCCCUCCAUGUCUGACUUCCUGGAAGGUCUGGAGAGCUCAGGCUGGCUGAAGCACAUCAAAGCUGUUUUGGAUGCAGGCAUCUUCAUCGCCAAGGCUGUUGCAGAGGAGGGUGUCAGUGUCCUGGUUCACUGUUCAGACGGUUGGGACCGCACCGCCCAGGUGUGUUCAGUAGCCUGUGUGCUGCUGGACCCUUACUACAGGACCCUCAAAGGACUCAUGGUUCUCAUUGAGAAAGACUGGGUGUCAUUUGGACACAAGUUCACCCACAGAUGCAACCACCUGGUAGGAGACCCUAAAGAGGUAUCUCCCAUCAUCGAUCAGUUCCUGGAGUGCGUGUGGCAGCUCAUGGAGCAGUUCCCCUGUGCCUUUGAGUUCAAUGCGAGAUUCCUCAUCACCAUUCACAGCCACAUCUACUCCUGCCAGUAUGGAAACUUCAUUGGCAACAACCAGCAGGAGAGGAAAGAGCUGGGUUUGCGCGAGAGGACUCACUCUCUGUGGAGCUAUCUGUGGAAGAACCGGGCAGACUACAUCAAUCCUCUUUACCGGCCAAACCACAGCCAGACUCAGGGGCUCCUCCGGCCGUCUACUGCCCCCUACUGCUUUAAGUUUUGGAGAGGGCUGUAUAACCGCUUUGACCGAGGGAUGCAUCCUCGACAGUCUGUGGAGGAUUAUCUGAGUGCCAUCCAAGAGGAAACACAGCAGCUGGAGGAGCAGCUGGCCUCACACAAGCAGAAAAUUGCUCAACUGGAGCAGGAGCAGAAGUGGAGUGUCACCCAGAAAGGAGCUGCCUUUGAUAAGAGCCCCACAGCGUGGGCUCUUGGUUAUGACCUCGGUCUGGCCAACACCCCUCAGGACUACACCGGGGGCUUCUUCACCAGCAGCCCCUGUCAGCCCAAAGCACCAGACAGCAGCCUGAUCCUCCUGACCAAGGACUCAAACCAAACAUCUGAAUCCAACCUCUCCAACGGCAGCGAGGAGGAAUCGGGGAUAGCAGACGUGAGCUGUCGUUCACCUCUCAGCGAGGACAGCACCAGGGAUCCAGACUCUGAUGAGGCCGCCUACUCAGCUGCCUGAGCAAAUGUAGCAUUUGGUGGAAGGUGUAGCAUCAACUCGCCGUCCACUGUGCCACUGAACAAAUACUACUGUACCUUUUUUACAUUCACAAAGUAACCCAGCUAUAGGCUCACUCCAGGAAAACAAGUUUUAUCCGGGUUACACAUGUGACUUGCACUCUGCAUGUGGUGUGGUGGACCCUUCCUGUUCUCACAUAGUUAAUAGUUGUUUACUGUAGCUGACCACAUUUUACUUCUUACUGCGGUAAGAUUCUACCGAAAAAAAAAAAAAACAAAGCUGAAUAUUGCUUAUGUCUGUUGUCGACGGCAGAAUUAACCCGUAGGAGUUUACACAGCAACUAGACAAAAUAGUGAAAUGCUUCCAGGACAGUAACCAGUUUAAUAAUGGAGUCAUGUCAAACAAGAUUCAACUGAAGCCUAAGAUAAAAAAAAAUAAUUAAAAAAAAAAGAAAGACUAAAGAGUGAGUUUUGUGAACAAUUCAGUGCAAAUGUAAGCAGAGGGUGUCAGCUCAUCGAAUUACUGGUGAGCCAUUUAGUUUUGUGGUUUUUUGCAUUUUACUAUGAUCUUCAAUAUACUUUCAUUCAUUAGGAAUCAUGCUUUACAGUGUAUAAAUAUGAAGUCAUUGGCAGCCCUUUGAAAUUGAGUUUCUAAAUCAACAUGAAACAAUAACCAGAGUUUCAGCGAGACCAAAUCAUCAUUUCAGUUGCAUUGUUUGAACUUAAAGGAGCUCUAUUCGAUUUUCAAAGCCUUUGUUACGCUGAAUUUUAUGCACACAAACACCGUAGCAACACUUCCACAGACAGAGGCUGGACAGAACUGUGUAAGACUGUUUUAAUGAGACACAAAGAGACAACAGUGCUAGUAAACACUAUAUCAAAGCAGCUUUCACUACUACUGAUACAGGGAGAAGUCAUAUUGGAUUUAGAGGUCUACGUUCGUGAGGGUCCUCUGAAUUUACUUCUGGGCACAUUACAGUGGAAAUUUCCAAGUGGGUACUCGGAAAUUCUGACCUCCCAGUGCAAAUGUAAUAUACUACAUGAUGAAGAGGUUGUCUCCACAUGGCUCUCAACAUGGAGUUGGCUGAGCCAGCAGCUAGCAGCUAACGGUGCUAACAGCUGGAACAGUGCUGACAGGGCUAACAGUGUUAACCAGGCAGAGACUGGAGGAUGGGCAUUACGCUCCUGAGACAAUGCCAUCCUAAUAUCAGUGGUAACCACCAUACAAGCACAGUAGAAAACAGUGGUGCAAGCCAGUGGGAUACAAACACAGGGACUCACGUGCUUUAACAUGCGUGCACUACCAGACUCGCGACCAAAACAAAGAACAGAGCAGCUCAAAUUACAACACAGAGAGAUGGCAUGAUUUCAUUCUCUGCUCAGGACACCAUAGCACCACUAUAUCUUUACAUAGCAAAUAGGUGUUUGCAGCUAUAUUAAUGUUGUGAAUGUCUCAUAGAGCUCCUUUAAGGACAACAAAGUAAUUUAAAAAUGGGAAAAGGAUUUGACAAACAUAUAGAAUACAGGCAGUCGACACAUGGUGCUAAUUGGCCCUCAGAAUAACUCAUCUCUAUAGCAGUGUUCGCAGAAAUAUUGUUUCACUUUUUUGUGAUUUUGCCCAGCGCUCAUUUAAAUGCUGUUGCACCUUAUGGUCACUGCUGCUCAUUCACAGGCAGUCAGGGGUCAAGACUUCAGUUUGGCCUGAUGGAGCAGCAGUUACCCAGUUCAGCCCAAAUCUUAUUUCAAAUAGCAAUGUAGUGCCGUUUCAACCCCAGAGGACAUACUGUGACGAAACAAAACUUACUCAGCACACCACAGGGACCUCAGCUGGUUUUGGGUGUCAUUACACUACAGUAAUAACCAGUAGUUAGCUGUGGUUUAUUGGCACCUUUUGGUUCACACCUGGGUACUUCAAUUUCAUCACAUCAUAUAUCAUGUGAUACAUACACUUAAAACAGCUAUACGUUUGUUGUGAUCAAACCAAACUUCUUAACAAAGGGAAUCAGCCCUCUACUGGUACAUAUAGUGAUAAGCAAUCAGAAUACUGAAUACUGAACCAGCAGACUAAACAUCAGACAUGCGAGCGCAAGGCAGCAGAUUACAGUCUGUCUUUUAAAAUUGGUGCCGUUUCAAUUAGCAUUAAAACUGCUGACUUUAAUAACACAUUAUGUGCACUCCAAUACUGCAAAUGAACAAUGCAAAGAUUACUAAGCAAUGCAUUUAAGAUAUUUUUGUACUGUGGCGCAUUUUUUUGAGUACUUGCUUUAAUGCAUGUUGUUUUUAUUUGUAUGAUAGAGUCUAAAAUGUCUGGUCACAAGGAAUUCUGACCCUGUAUAAAAGAAAGAGCUUUAUAUUGCUGCGUGUAUGUGUUCAGGUGGAAUAAGAGCCAAAUUUGUCAAACUGAUCUUAAUGAAAAGAUGUUUAAUUUGUGUCAAUUUUCUUUGAAAUAAAUACAUUAUUGUCAGUUCUGUUGUUCUGAUCA